Molecule: messenger RNA, 770 nt
Organism: Amoebophrya sp. A25
Lineage: Eukaryota; Dinophyceae; Syndiniales; Amoebophryaceae
Source: the annotation of a GenBank genome assembly
UUUGAACAACAAAACCAACGAACGAUAUGGAAUACGUCAAUGAUGACGAACUAUUGCGAGCUGCCGCGGAGCUCAACAGUUGCGGUGGUCUCGGGGAGCUCGCCGAGAAUCCAGCGCUCACUGCGCACGAUAACAACGUCGGCGAGGCCAAGCCUUUAUCCAUCGAAGAGAUGUUCGAUGCCGGUAUGGUUGACUUAAAAACCUUCAUCCGAGUGAAGAAGAAGCGACUGAAGACAGUGUCCUCGGCGCCCAAGAAGUUAACCCCAGUACUCCCUAGUAAACCCUCUGCUACGGCUGCGUCCUCGUCCUCGAGCACGUCUUCUUUGGUGGAUGCUGAGCCUCUGGUUCCCACGUUUAGUAACCCCCACCCCAUCUUCAGCGAUGCCAAUGUUCCCGGUCAGUUGAAGCCGCUGAUUCAAGAAGCGUUCGAAGCGACGAAGACCAAUAAGAAGAUCGAAUCAGCCCUCAACUUGGCUGCUAAUCCAUCCAGAUUCCUGGCAGCCUUCGACUCCAUCACGAGAAGAGCGGGCCAGGCGACGGAAGAUGCCAGGUUGAAGCGGUACUUCCAGGUUAUGGCUGUGUUAGGAAACCAUGACGAUGAUUGUGUUACUCCCAUACCACUGACAAAAUCACGAGCACUCAAGUUCUUGACCGCGUUGGUCGGCGACUCAAGUGGAAUAGCCACUUUCAGCAGUGCGGACGAUUAUUUGUAUUCGGUCAUCGGCAGACUGAGGUGCGUUAGACAUGGUUGCGCGUUAAGCGAAGCGGAC